Solenopsis invicta (red fire ant) is the source of this 1249-nucleotide messenger RNA. It is a transcript of the gene SmB, whose product is annotated as small nuclear ribonucleoprotein-associated protein B. The record is from RefSeq and is a predicted model, not a curated record. Bases 190 to 840 code for a protein of 216 amino acids. The transcript has 3 exons. NCBI's taxonomy places the organism in Eukaryota, Metazoa, Arthropoda, Insecta, Hymenoptera, Formicidae. Gene Ontology annotation, biological process: mRNA splicing, via spliceosome. Gene Ontology annotation, cellular component: U4 snRNP; U2 snRNP; U1 snRNP. Gene Ontology annotation, molecular function: RNA binding.
UAUAUUUGAUUUUAUUCUCAAACCGGAAGUGUGAGGUAUCGACAGAAGUAACCAGAUGGCGAAUUUGUUUGGCGGUUUAAUGGCUCCUUCUCCAUUCAUGUUAGAAGAGGUUAUGCGGUGAAACUAGGUGAAACGUUCGUGUAGCUCGCGACAAAUUUUUGUAUCCUACGAUAAAAACAAUCAGCCAAGAUGACGAUUGGCAAGAACAACAAGAUGCUUCAGCAUAUCAACUAUCGAGUUAGGAUUAUCCUACAGGAUUCUAGAACAUUCAUAGGCACAUUCAAGGCCUUUGACAAACACAUGAAUCUGAUACUUGGUGAUUGUGAAGAGUUUCGCAAGAUCAAGCCAAAGAAUACCAAGCAACCUGAGAGGGAGGAAAAGCGUGUGUUGGGUUUUGUGCUUUUACGGGGUGAGAAUAUUGUUUCCUUGACGGUAGAGGGUCCACCGCCUCCCGAAGAAGGUUUGCCAAGAGUACCAAUUCCGGGAGCAGCACCAGGACCAGGUAUGGCUCGUGCUGCUGGGAGAGGUAUGCCUGCAAAUGUUGCGGGAGUGCCGGCUGGAUUGCAGGGACCCGUUAGGGGUGUUGGAGGCCCAUCCCAACAGAUCAUGACACCUGGUAGUAGAGGACAAGUUUCGGCACCGCCUCAAAUACAUCCUGGUGGUCCGCCGCGCAUGCCAGUCGGUGGACCGCCACCAGGCAUGAUGGGACCGCCGGCUGGAAUGAUGGGUAUGCCACCAGGAAUGCCGCCUAUAGGACGCGGAGGUCCACCAAUGGGACCACCUGGUAUGCGAGGCCCGCCUCCAGGUUUGAUGCGCGGUGGUCCACCUCGCCCGUAUUAAUAAUUAGAUGAUUAAGAGAUAUUUCAUAAUAAUUAGAGAUAAAAAAUUCUCUUGUAAUAUUAAUAUACUGUACUUUUUAAUCUUCAUAAAACUCUUGUGUGAAUGUAUAACAGUUUUAUAAAAUCAGAAUUUAUACCAAAUAAUAAAGUUUUUUUCAAGUAAUGUUCAUUAUCUUUACUUGGAAAAAAUCAAUAUAUCAAUAUAUUAAUAAUAUUCUAAAACUAUAAUUUGUGCAAAUGUUUCAAUUAAAAAUAAAUUUGUGAUUUAAGACAAUGAAUUUACUUACUACAUACUUCUGAAGUAAAUCUGUUCUAAUAGUAAUGUAACAUAUAUCCUAGCUUUCUUAAAUAGUAUUAUUACACGCGCGACAAAUGUAUAUUAAUAUUAUUAAACGUUUAAAGGUAGUAAC